AUGCCUGCUGCUGUUGCAUCUCAAUGGAAAGACCGACGUCGGCGUGUGUUUCACUCCGUCUUUCAGACUGACUUCCACCAGCCAAGCGCCGAUUUGGCAAGCAACACUUCCUUUCUGGGCUUUAAGCAACCGUUUGGCGGGCACCAGCAACAACAGCAGCAUCAUCAUCGCCACCAUCUCCAUUAUGGACACCUCUCCCUUGCUCCCAAGGAAGAGCAGCCCGAAGGAAGACGCCCCGCCUCUGUCUCCUCACGAAGAGCCGCUCCAGGCCCGUCAUUCCAAGCGCAAAAACAGCCGCAACUGCAUUCAGGCUUACUGGGAUCUGGAACAGCAGACGACCAGGCUACGUAUGAUCGUGCCUGGAGUAUUGUAACUGCCAGCAUCUCCCUACCGUCGUCUGCCAUUGCUCAAGGCUCGCUUGAGCCUCUGACUGCCGAGUCACUACAGCAAUCCUGCCCACGAGAAGAUGUCAAUCCCGAGUUCUUUGAUGCCUUCGCUCUUGUCGUUAAUGCCAGCAUCCUUCUCCCUGGUGCCACACGCACCGCCGACAUUGUGGCAUGGCAUGUCAACCAAGUCAGGGCUCACUUUGCCCAGCACGUGAUUCCGCUAUUGUCUGGUUGCACAAUUGAUCCAGAUGAUGGUGAUGAGGAGGAAGCAGCAGGUAGUUUGGAACAUGACAUUGAUGGCAAGCGAGUUACUCGCCGGAGGAAACCAGCAAAAAAGGGAAGCCGUUAUGAUAAGCAUCUUGUCAUUGUGAGGACCUGUAUCCGCACCCUUGAAGCCGCUUUGCGCCUGUAUUUUCAAGGGAUGAACCAGAUCAUAUCGGGCUUUCGACGUCUGGCUGAAGACAACGUGGGUGUAGUCAACGAUGGUGGGGAAUUGUUAAACGCCCGCUUCCGUCGCGAUAUUUACGCUCUUGUCAGCAACUCUGCCUCGGAGGGGCUGAUGAGAUCGGUUAAAGUUGUCUUGUUUCAUCUUGUCGGUGUGAUCCUUGGGGUUCCAUGCCCGGAUGAGGUCGGAACACUUCAGGACUCCCGGCCAGCACCCCCUGAUCCUGCUGACCCGAAGGUUACAGCAGCUAGGGAACGUCUCCUCGAGCUUGUCAAGCAGCUUCAUAGCGUAGGUCUGGCUGGCGAACGCUUCCAUGUUCUGUUCGCCGAGGUAAUGGAUGCUAUGAUGUCCUCUUUCGUGACAGGGGCCUAUGCUGGUGUUUGGGGAGGUGUAGACUCGCGCCCACUCUCGGCCAGCAUGGAUGCCAUUUCACGAUCUGCAUCACUAUCUGCUUCAGCUUCACGCUGUAUCUCUUCUCUCAACGACUGGGUUGAAAACUGCUUUGCACGACUGAGUACGGAAGUCCUGUCGUGUAUUUCACCCAAGUCAUUGAAUACCUCGGCGGCGUCGAAAGCCACUCUCCAAACAUACCAGUCUCUCGCCCUCGGUAGACUAGCUGCUCUGCGCAUACAAGAACUCUUUGAUAUCGUCCUAGCGUGGCCUGCUUCCCGUGGUGCACUGGAUGACUUGCGUGCUACCAUUACGACACCUGCUCGGCGUAAACAGCUGACAGACAGUUUCUCUCAUGCUUUGCAAACGCGGUUGUUGCACCCAGGCUGCAGCACUCUCGAUAUCUUGCGCACCUACAUCUCGAUCAUUCGUACCUUGCACGCCCUCGAUCCCAGCAAAGUGCUUCUGAGUCACGUUGAACCGGGUUUACAGUUGUAUCUGUGUCAGCGGGAGGAUGCAAUCCGGGUUGUUGUGUCUGGUCUUCUUGCCAGCCCUGAAGAAAUGCGAGCCGCGCGGAAGGCUAAAAGUGGAACGGGAAAAGAGAAGGAAAAGAUACCAAGGACAGGUGAAGGGAAGACUGGGAGACGAAGGGCGGACCAUGGGCCGUUUGUUACUCCCACCAUGCCCCUGCCAUCCCAGAGGACUCCCGGAGGGGACAAGCGACGACGCGAGAGCACUCCAGAGGUCAUUGACGCCACGGAUAGUGUGAAGCAGGAGCAGAAUUCGAAACCAGCGAAGCUUGUUGAGCUUGCUCUGCUUUUGAACGAUCCGACACAGACUCGCCGUGUCGCUCCUGAUGCCGACGAUGACCUUGACUGGAAUGAUAUGAACUGGGUGCCCGAUCCUGUUGACGCUGGUGCCAACUACAAACGACCCAAGAGCGAAGACGUAAUCGGUACCCUUAUCUCGGCGCUCGGCAGUCAGGACGUUUUCAUCAAGGAAUUCUCAACCAUUGUUGCCGAACGUCUGCUGGGCGAACCAACGCGGUUCGACCAGGAGUUGCGUGUGCUCGAUUUGCUCAAGCGCCGUUUCGGCGAAGCAGCGCUGCAAAAUUGCGAUGUCAUGAUACGCGAUAUCCAGGACUCACGCCGUCUGGAUGCUACUAUCAACCGCGCACGGGUUCAUCGGCGACAAGUCUUGGUGACGCCUGCCAGGGGAUCUGGGAAGCGUGAUGCGCAAGACGAAGGAGAAAUGGAAUACCACGCACGCAUUCUCUCACGUUUAUUCUGGCCAAAUCUUGACCGCGAGCACUUCCUGCUGCCACAACCCGUUAUUGAACAGCAGAAGCAUUACGAACAGGGCUACGAGAGUCUGAAGAGUGGACGCAAGCUGACCUGGCUGAAUCAGCUAGGCCAGGCUUGUGUCGAGCUCGAACUGCGCGACAGAACUGUGACUGUGGACUGCAGUACUCUUGAGGCGACUGUCAUCUACGCGUUCCAGCAAGAAGAUCAAGGAGAGGGUUCCGACAGCCAGGUACCUGUCCGCAAGACUGUCGAUGAGCUCUACGAACGGCUCCAAAUGGAUGAGGACCUCAUUACAGCCGCGCUGCAGUUUUGGGUCUCGCAGGGCGUGCUCCGUCGCACAAGUGGCAACCAGUAUGUCGUGGUUGAGACCCUGCAAGAAGCGGAGCCUGAGCCGGAAACUGCUCCUGUAGGAGGAGAGGAGCCGGCGGCGGCAGAAGCUGCUCAGGGACAACCUGCUGUGGGAGUGGGAGCAGGGCUCUCGGCCAAGGAACGUGAGCGCCGCGAGAUGUACUGGCGCUACGUGCAGGGCAUGCUUACGAAUGCCAGCGCGACCAUGCCUCUGGCGCAGAUUGCUAUGAUGCUAAGGAUGCUGAUAGCUGAUGGGUUUCCGUGGAGCAACGAGGAGCUGGGAGAUUUCUUGUCGGAGAAGGUUAGCGAGGGGUUGUUGGAGAUAGUUGGUGGGAAGUACCGACUUGUUAAAAAGUGA
Messenger RNA from Thermochaetoides thermophila DSM 1495, 3231 nucleotides. Its product is annotated as anaphase-promoting complex subunit-like protein. Lineage: Eukaryota; Fungi; Ascomycota; Sordariomycetes; Sordariales; Chaetomiaceae. Gene Ontology annotation, molecular function: ubiquitin protein ligase binding. The coding region runs from base 1 to 3231 and encodes 1076 amino acids. The record is from RefSeq and is a predicted model, not a curated record. The transcript has a single exon. Gene Ontology annotation, biological process: ubiquitin-dependent protein catabolic process. Gene Ontology annotation, cellular component: anaphase-promoting complex.